UUUGGCUGAUCUUCCAGGAUGUGAGUGCUAGACUGGUUAUUUCACUGGCGAGCAUUUACUCCUAUUUAAGCUCGCAUCACGGAUGACUGGCGAACAACGGAUCGCUGCUGCCUUCUGAAAAUCUUGGCAUCUUCAUCACCAUCACUAUCAGCAUCAUCACCGACACCGACAAACAUUACACGACAGCAACUCCGGUGCGUUUAGAACGUUCGGGCGUUUGUUUACAUUCCACCUUCGGAGAAUCCGUUUACAUUGCUCUCUCUUGGAAUGCCUAUGUGACGUCAUGGAGGUAGACGUUCUGUUUGGAGUUUUAAAAUGAACACCUGUUAUGUUUCAAACGGCAUGCACGUUGCGCAAAAAGACGAAGAGAGGCGACGUUUUAAAUUCAUGCGGACAUACUGAAGCCUUCUAAUCUCCGGCAGCGCAACUAAAGCCGUUUAGGGAUCCAUUUAGUGAUAAGCCCGACUGCUGCUGUCUGUCUGCAUCAACAGAGAACAUGGAUGGUGAGGAAUUUGCAAUGACGAGAGCGAUGAUGAUGAUGAUGAUGAUGAGUGCACUCGUGUGACUGCUCUGCUCCCGUGGAAACUAAAAGACACUAUCAUCCAGCGCGUUUUGUGGAUUUUCGGUGAAAAACUUAACCGUAUCUCCGCGCAAACAUGGGCAAAGACGAAUGCAAGACCAUGUUGGACGCGCUCAACAAAGUCACAGCUUGCUUCAGGCAUCUGGUCAUCGCUUUGGGGAGCACAUCUGAUUCCCAAAACCUCCGAGAGGAACUUAAAAAGACCCGAAAGAAAGCCCAGGAGCUGGCCGUGGCCAACAGGACUAAACUCACGGCUCUUCUGAAGGACAAAAACAUCAGCAAAGAUGAUCGAGCUGAAUACGAGCGCCUCUGGGUGCUAUUUACCAGCAGCAUGGAGCUCCUGGAUGUGGACAUGAAGCGGUCCUUGGAGAUCGGGCAGGAUUUUCCUCUCAAAGUGCCGACGAGACACCUCAUCCAGACGGGAAUGACAGGCAGCACCACCACCGUCUCGGCUCGAGCCAUGAGCGUCCAAAACAUGAAGUACGAAGCCGACGCGAACAUCGACACGGUGGACCUCAAAGAGCUGGAGACCGAGAUCGCUCAGGUGGACCAGAUGAUGGAGGAGAUGGAGAUGAAGGUCCAGGUGGCGCCGUGGGCAGUCGAGGCGAAGCAAGAGGCAGGAGCCGAGUUGAAAUCCACCGUCAGCGUUGGGAAUUCAUCGGUUGGUGUCAUUUCGAUCUGCGAGGAGGAACCCAAAGAAACGGUGGAAGGAGAAACUGGGUUGAUGAAAGUAUUUGCAGGGAUCAUUUUCACCGCGGUUUUGCUCAUAGCUGGAAUUCUGGGGUACCUGGUGAUUAAUCUAUAAUGGAUGAAGAUAGUCUAUCUGAAUGACAGUGGCUCAGGGCUUUAGAUUUUCUUAUGGAUGAAGCAACACGUUGCUACGGUUGGCCUGUGAAAUUGUGGAGGUAAUUUAUGAUGCUCUUGGUGUGGAGAUAAGCAGAUCACCUCGAUGGGUAUUAGUAAAAUGCAUCAGUGUUUAAAGGGAAUAGCCAAAAGGAAUAAAAACUCUUCUGGUGGUCCAUCAUGACUGGUUCCUCAACCCAUGAAUGU
Sinocyclocheilus rhinocerous is the source of this 1630-nucleotide messenger RNA. RefSeq names its product regulator of G-protein signaling 9-binding protein-like. The record is from RefSeq and is a predicted model, not a curated record. NCBI's taxonomy places the organism in Eukaryota, Metazoa, Chordata, Actinopteri, Cypriniformes, Cyprinidae. Bases 657 to 1385 code for a protein of 242 amino acids. The transcript has a single exon.